Aspergillus sclerotioniger CBS 115572 is the source of this 1635-nucleotide messenger RNA. Its product is annotated as glycosyltransferase. The coding region runs from base 123 to 1463 and encodes 446 amino acids. Lineage: Eukaryota; Fungi; Ascomycota; Eurotiomycetes; Eurotiales; Aspergillaceae. The transcript has 2 exons. The record is from RefSeq and is a predicted model, not a curated record. Gene Ontology annotation, molecular function: UDP-glycosyltransferase activity.
CGCAACAACACGUGGAAGGGACCAGGGAAUCCUUAUAAAGACAAGGAUCCCGAUGACAGAAAUGUCAGAAUGUCCCACUAAUUUUCAUUUCCAAGCUCGCUUCAGACUGCUGCACAUUCACCAUGGCCCCCAAGCCCCUUCCUCUUGUGAUCAUCGCCUGUCCCCCAGAGCAUGGACACACACUCCCCCUCCUUCCCCAUGCCACUCACCUAAGCCAACAGGGCUAUGAGGUGCAUUUCAUUGCCGGCAGCGCUCUGCAGGACGCAAUCACACAAACCGGGGCAAAUUUCCAUCCCGUUCAGACGGUGAUCACCGAUGAGAAGCUGGAACAAAUCCGCGCCAUCCCUGAAGGCCCGGACCGCUUGAUUCAUGCUAUGAAGGUAACCUUUCUGGAUUUGAUUCCAGAAUCCAGCAAGUCACUUAAAGCUGUUCUGGAGAAGCUUCGCGAGGAGCAGCCAGGCCGGGAGAUCGUCAUUGUCCAGGAGUGGGUAUCCAUGGGGACAAUGCCUUUCGUCCUGGGCGCGCCGCUACCCAAAGGCUUCGACAAGCUUCCUCCGGUGAUCUCAUUCACUACAGUUCCCCUAACAGUCUCAAGCAUCGACACCGCCCCAUUCGGACCAGGCCUGCCGCCGGAUUCCAGCGAAGAGGGACGGGCCCGCAACAUCGCCAUGUACAAAGGCGCCGCCGAUACGUUGGACCUCGAAAUCAAUAAUUACAUCAACGCGGUGGUCGCAAAUCUUGGGGCAACCGAGCAAAUUACUGAACCUUUCUUCAACAAUUGUCUCGUGGGUGCGGACCUUUUAGCCGUGCCCUAUAAUCAAACCUUGGAGUAUCCCCGAAGUGACCUGUCCCCGAAGGUCCGAUUCAUUGGCGCGACUCCGCGCAAACCGCUCAAUCCUUCGAUCCCGGUGCCUGAAUGGUGGGGGGAGGUUCUCGAGGCCAAGCAGGGAGCAAACCCCAAGAAAGUCAUCUUCGUUUCUCAGGGUACCUUCAUUCUCGAUUACCGCAUGCUCCUCAUUCCGAGCAUUGAAGCCCUCGCAGCCAGAGAUGACUGUCUGGUGGUUGGAGUUUUAGGCCAGAAAGGAGCCAAGUUGGAUGGAGUGACGGUUCCCGCAAAUACCAGGAUUAUCGACUAUCUUCCCUACGAACUCAUUCUUCCGCAUGCUGAUGUGUUCGUGUGCAAUGCGGGAUUUGGAGGGUUCCUAACUAGUCUCAUGCAUGGUGUGCCUAUGGUUCUGGCUGGAGAGGGUCAGGACAAAGCCGAGGUGGCGAUGCGAGGCGAGUAUGCCGGAGUGGGUGUCAAUCUACGAUCGGCAACCCCGAGCCAGGAGGCGAUUCAGAAGGGAAUCGAUGACGUUCUUACCAACAAGGCGUACAAGACGCGAUGCUUGGAACACCAGGCGGAAAACGAGAAGCUCAAUGGGUUGGUUCAGCUGGAAAAGCUCAUCCAGGGUUUUGUGUAAGCCGGCUGCAGCAUCUAUUCAUCAGGUCACUGGUGAUGUAGUUCUCUACCACGUACUGUGAAUUUCAUGUAUGAUGAACAUAAUCCCAUCAAUUGAUCUUAAUUCUCUCCCCGAGAUGAUUUCCGUCACUCUAGAGAAAUUCCAUCCGUAUGACCACAAAAAUGAAUGGAUC